Molecule: messenger RNA, 2223 nt
Organism: Arvicanthis niloticus (Nile rat)
Lineage: Eukaryota; Metazoa; Chordata; Mammalia; Rodentia; Muridae
Product: A disintegrin and metallopeptidase domain 3-like
Biological process (GO): cell adhesion; male gonad development; proteolysis
Cellular component (GO): plasma membrane
Molecular function (GO): metalloendopeptidase activity
Source: RefSeq, a predicted model, not a curated record
AUGUUGCCGUUAUUCCUAGUCCUCUCAUACCUAUGCCAAUUGAUCACCGCAGGAAAAGAUGUAGAAACACCACUUCUGCAGAUCACAGUGCCAGAGAAAAUCGAGACUAACAUCACGGAUGUCAAGGAGGCAGAAACACAAGUCACUUAUGUGGUCAGAAUUGAGGGCAAAGCAUACACACUCCAACUUGAAAAACAGUCAUUUUUACAUCCACUUUUUGCGACAUAUUUGCGUAGCAAGUUGGAAACAUUGCAACCAUAUUUUUCUUUACUAAAGAGUCACUGCUUUUAUCAAGGACAUGCUGUCGAGAUCCCAGCAUCGAUGGUGACAGUCAGCACUUGCUCAGGUCUCAGGGGUUUGUUGCAGUUAGAGAACACCACUUACGGAAUUGAACCCUUAGAGUCUUCAGCUACAUUUGAACACAUACUUUAUGAAAUAAAGAAUAAUGAAAUUAACUAUUCUCCCUUCAAAGAAAACUAUACCAGUUCCAAGCAAGAAAGUCAGUCAUACCGAAUUCUUGUAAAACCAGAGAAAGCUUCAAACUCGACAUUAACCAAGAGGAUUUUGAGGGUAAAGAUAAUCGUGGAUAAAGCCAUGUUUGACCAUAUGGGCUCUGAGGUGGGAGUCGCGACUCAGAAAGUUGUUCAUAUCUUUGGUCUCAUUAACACUAUGUUUUCACAGCUGAAGAUGACUGUGAUGUUAAACUCUCUGGAGAUCUGGUCAGAACAAAAUGAGAUAGAAACAAAUGGGGAUGCUGAUGAAGUCCUGCAAAGGUUUCUGCUGUGGAAACGCAAGGAAACCUCUCAAAGGCCCAAGGACAUAACCUACUUACUCCUGUAUAAGGAUCAUCCUGAUUAUGUGGGAGCGACAUAUCAUGGGAUGGCCUGCAACACAAAGUUUACAGCAGGAAUCGCUCUGCACCCAAAGACGUUAGCUGUGGAGGGCUUUGCCAUUGUUCUCUCACAGUUGCUGGGAAUUAACCUGGGGCUGACCUAUGAUGACAUCUACAAUUGCUUCUGUCCAGGAAGCACAUGCAUAAUGAAUCCUUCAGCAAUACGUUCCCAAGGCAUAAAGGUUUUUAGCAGUUGCAGCGUGGAUGAAUUCAAGCAAUUGGCUUCACAGCCUGAACUAGACUGCCUUUGGAAUACACCAGAGACAGAAUUUGUUGCCCUGCCCCAAACUGGGUCAGUUUGUGGUAACCGCAUCUUGGAGCCGCCAGAGCAAUGUGACUGUGGCACAAUAGAGACCUGUUCUCAUAAAAAAUGCUGUAAACCUGAAGAUUGUACUCUGAUUAGGUCUGCUGACUGUGGUACAGGGCCAUGCUGUGACAAAAGAACGUGUAAGAUAGCUGAAAGAGGACGCCUAUGUAGGAAAAGUGCAGACCAGUGUGAUUUCCCAGAGUUCUGCAAUGGAGUAUCUGAACACUGUGUACCUGAUGUAAAAGCUGCAGACCUGGAACCUUGCAACAACCAUACUGCCUAUUGCUAUGGUGGGAUUUGCCAAGACCUAGAUAGGCAGUGUACAGAUUUAUUUGGAAAAUUCGCUAAGGGUCCUAAUUAUGUGUGUGCACAAGAAGUGAAUCUGCAAAAUGACAAAUUUGGAAACUGUCAUGGGCGUUGUAGUUACAGUUCUUUAUUUUGUGGAAAAGUAGUUUGUUACUGGAACCUUGCAGAAGUCGUGAAAACACAGAAAUAUGAUAUUCAGUAUACUUACUUGGGAGGCCAGGUGUGUAUAUCUGCACAUUUAAGAUUGACGGGCAGUGGAAUUGCAGACGACACAUAUGUCCGUGAUGGUACUAUUUGUGGUAGUGGCCAGGUUUGUCUCAGAGGGGAAUGCUUACGUGUGCACGUCCUGAGGGGUACUAGGGAGUGCGAUUACUGGGUCAAAUGUCAAUCACAAGGGAUUUGCAAUAAUCGACAGAACUGUCAGUGUGAAUCUGGUUUUGCUCCUCCAGAAUGUGACAUGACACCUUCAUCUCCAGGAGGAAGCAUGGAUGACGGAUUUUGGCUGCCCUUUGAUAAAAGCACACCUUUGAUUGUCAAGCGACAUGGCUCUCAGUAUAAAAAGGGGCUUUUGAUCAGUUUCUACAUUUUCCUGCCUUUCCUUGUUGUGACAGCCAUUAUGGUUGUUAAACGGAACAUCUCAAAGGUAUUUGAGCACAAAGAGGAAGCAUUAAGUGGAGGAUCACUAUCAGAAGACGGUAACGACAGCAAGCAGUCAUAG